CCCUGUCCCCUGCCCUCCCCCUCCCGCCCCGGCUCUCGCCGCUGCCGGCCCAGCCUCGACCUCGGCGGCGACCAGCGGGAGGCGGCUGCGAGGAGCCGAGCGAGCCCGGUCGCGGGCGGGGAGCGUGCGUCGGUUCGCCUAGGCUGCGAGAGGAGGGGCGGCGCGAGUCAUGGCCGGGGACAGCGAGCAGACCCUGCAGAACCACCAGCAGCCCAACGGCGGCGAGCCCUUCCUGAUCGGCGUGAGCGGGGGCACGGCCAGCGGCAAGUCUUCCGUCUGUGCUAAGAUCGUUCAGCUCCUGGGGCAGAAUGAGGUGGAUCACCGCCAGAAGCAGGUGGUCAUCCUGAGCCAGGAUAGCUUCUACCGAGUCCUCACUUCAGAGCAGAAGGCCAAAGCCCUGAAGGGCCAAUUCAACUUCGAUCACCCGGAUGCCUUUGACAAUGAACUCAUCUUCAAAACACUCAAAGAGAUCACUGAAGGAAAAACAGUCCAGAUCCCUGUGUAUGACUUCGUCUCCCACUCACGGAAAGAGGAGACGGUCACCAUCUACCCUGCGGAUGUGGUGCUCUUUGAAGGGAUCCUGGCCUUCUACUCCCAGGAGGUCCGAGACCUGUUCCAGAUGAAGCUUUUCGUGGACACGGAUGCGGACACCCGUCUCUCUCGCAGAGUAUUGCGGGACAUCAGUGAACGAGGGAGGGACCUUGAGCAGAUUUUAUCACAGUAUAUCACAUUCGUGAAGCCCGCCUUUGAGGAAUUCUGCUUGCCAACAAAGAAAUAUGCUGACGUGAUUAUUCCUAGAGGUGCAGACAAUCUCGUGGCCAUCAACCUCAUCGUUCAGCAUAUCCAGGACAUCCUCAACGGAGGGCUCUCCAAGCGGCAGACCAACGGCUAUCUCAACGGCUACACCCCUUCACGCAAGAGGCAGGCAUCAGAGUCCAGCAGCCGGCCACACUGACCCCGUGCCCUGACUCCAAACCCCAGCCCCCAGCUCCAAGACACAGGAGAGGUCGAGAGGCUUUGAUCACCUGUACAUACGCCUCCUAUGAAAUUACUGUAUUUAAGAAAACACCACGGAGAUGAAAUGCCUUGAUUUUCUUUUUCUUUUUCUUUUUUUUUUUUUCCUUUUUGUACUUUGGAACAACAAAUCAAACAGAACUUGACCCUAAGCUUAACUGACAAACUGUGCCAACUACUGGUGAUGCCUAAUUAUGAAUACACCGUGUAACCAGUUAUAAAUACACACAUACAUACAGAUAUAUAAAAAGAAAGGAUCUAUUUUUGUGUAAAUGUACAAAUACUGUAAAGCUGUUUGCCAUAAGUAUUGUGCAGGGACCUGUGUGUGGGUGUUGGGCCUGGAGCCCCACCCAGCAGGGUUCUGUGCUCUGGCAUCUGGGGAGCCAUGGCUGGGUGGUUGAUGAGUUGGUGUCCCUUGCUUUCCGCACCAUGGGCCGUGGUGGGGAUGGGACACAGCCCUCACUGUCUCCCUUGUUAGAUGCCGCAUCCUUGAAACUGGAACUGAGAGAGAUACUUUUUUUUUUUUUUUUUUGGAGUUGAAAUUGUGUGAUCUCAACUCAAAAACUCAAAUCUCAGGGAAGAGGCCGACUGAGAAAGAUCAAUCUGUCUUGUCUGUGUUUCUUCUUGCCUCGCUCUGGCUUUGGCUGCCUGGGCAGCUCCACCGCUCCUUCCUUCCACCACCAUCUCUGUUUCCCUGGAAGCCAGAGCUGUCUUUUGCCUGGUGGGGAUUUUAAAGGGUCUCAUCCAGCAUGGAGAGAGGGAGAGAAAGAGGAGGGGUGGGACUGUGUCCCUUGGAGAAUUUCAGGAUAAACUGCCUUCUAGGGAAGUUGCCUGGACACAUUACUGAGUUUGGAGUGGCUCAUUGGCAGUCUGGGCUUUGGUUAAGGACCUCUGGUAUGGACCACUGAGGGGAUGCCCCAAGAGUUCCACCCAUGGAGCUGGCAGUAGUUUUUGUUCCUUCUGAGCUGGCACUGUAUAGUGAGAUGGCAGCCUUGGCUUCCUACCUGAGACUUUUGAGAGCAGCAGCGUCAGGAUUUCCCGAACUACACCGCCUCCAUGUUAACUCGGUGGCUGCCCAGCAGGAAGGCGUUGGGAGAAGUUAUUUCUUAGACGGUAUUAAGGGAAGGGUAUUUAAAUCAUGGGUGCCUAAGUGGGGGUUUUAGAUUGAAGAUGCCAGAGGUAGAGAUUUUCAGCCUUCCUGAGUGAGCGCUUCCUCUUUGUGGGAACUCUGGCCUGGAGGAAGUUGAUCCAUGCCAUGCCGGGAAGACUGCUGGAGGAAAUGGGGACCAAACAAGAAGGCAGGCAUGAGCUAGAGGCCCCAGUCUGUGCCUAACUACAGAAGAGCCCAGGAUUGUCACGUUGGUGGCCACCGUCCUGCACCUUGUGGGCCACGUGCUUAGUCACUCCACCUGGACAGAGAGCCUCCUGCCUGGGUGGCUCUCAGGAGCCCUCGAGGUUCGAUGCAGCCACACUGAAGUUCCCCUGCUGUUUCAGCACCGUCCAGGUCCCCAGUCAGGAUUCAAAUUUGCCUCCAGCUCUGUUUUUCUCUUGAAAAGACAUUAACCUAGUCCUAAGUAGAGCUUUGCCACUUUUCUUCGGCAUCAGGCCAUGGUGCAGACUCUGCAGCAAGCUGCUGCUGCUCGGCAGCUGCUGUUGGAGCAGGAGAGAGGUCAGCUCAGGCGCUUGUGGGAGGGCACACACUCGCCAAGAUGCAUGCUAGAGUGUUUGGGAAGCAGUCCUCAUCACAUGGACUUUAUGCAGUUCUGAGAUUCAAGGGGUAGGUUAGGGCCUGGCCUGGGAUUCCAAGGACGAGAAUCCUGGCCUUGCUGGGGUUGUACGUGCUCAUGGGAAACCCAUUCCUGUCUGCAAGAGUCUUGGCCUCUCAGUGGGUAGCACGCUCAACUUUACUUGAAGCCCCCAGGUGCCAAACCACUUAGUGCCUUGGCUGUCUAUCCCACUGCCGUGGAAAACGGAUUCUUCUCAUCUCUGAGCCUUUACUUAGCCGCUUCCUCGUGUAUCUACGGUGUUGGGACCAAGGCUCCAGGACCUCUGAGUGGCCCACUCCUAGCUUGGACACAGCUGUAGGACUACCCUGCCCCUACCUCCUUGGGGAGUGGUAACCAGUUCUGGCUUGGCUAGAAGCAGUGUUUGCUGGCUACAGGGAAGGGAUGGAGGCUCUGAGGCCGCCCAGCUUUUGGCCAAUUGUGCGUUUGAACUUGAACUUUCCAUAGGAAGCAUUGUGAUCAGUCCUAAGAUUCUGGAUUUCCAAUUCCACUGGAGAGUUGGAGGUAAACUCAUCAGGAAACCAUGAUAUUUGUCACCUGGGGACUUUCAGCUGGCCAGAGAGGGAGCGCAGCUGAGCAGGGUCACACUGACCUCAGGUGCACAAAUCCUAUUGGCUUCAAAGCCACCCAAUGGUGCUUGCUUCCCCCUCCCUGCUCACCCACUGUCUCUUUGUUCAGGAAACAAAGUUGUGAGCCUUGUAUGAGCCAAAGGCCCUGGCUCAUACUUCAUGCUGAAGCAAAUGCUGCUGGGCCUGUGACUUCUCUUUGGGUGUCCAGAGGCUCAAUCUCACAGUUCAUCCCACUAGCAUAACUCCUGCUGGCCUGUGACUUCUCUUUGGGUAACCAGAAGCUGAAAAAAAGAUAGGACUCUGAUCUAGAGUGGGGAAGCGAGUCUCCAAGUCACCUGUCCCAGAACUAAUUAUGAUGGCGGCUACUCAGAUCAUAGGAAAGUUGGCUCCAGCUCCGUCUAUCCAGGGUGACUUGUCUGUCUCUUGGGUGGCCACUGGGUCAGGUGUGCCCAUGAGUAGCCCAAGGUGGAGAGACUGAUCAACCUUGCCUGUAAAGCCCCGCAGAUGUGGGGCAAUGCGUUCUCUUGCAGGGAAAUGUUUUUCACUGCCCUUUGGAACCUGUGCUCAUGUCCAAGAAUCUCCAAAGAAUGGGCUGCUUUUGGCAAAAGCUAGGGUCAGUCCUGGGUACAUGAAGGCCAGUGCUUUCUGGGAAGGACCAGCAGGCCUUCUCUGUCUCCUUUGCUGUUUAUACUUUUCCUCCAGGCCAUAGCGCUAUGCUUUGUGUCAGACGGAACACGGGAGAGCGCGGGUUGGGGAAGGCUCAGUUGGAUGCCUGUGUGUGCACAAGUCCCCUUUAACAUUCUGGCUGUGGGCCUGCUCUACUCGAAUGGUGCCAGGCACAAGUGACGUGUUUCAGUAGCUUCCUGUUUCUCUCAGGCGGGAGUUUCCACCCAGGCCUGCCUUGGGGAGCGAGGGUGAGUGGCUAGAUGGAGACCUAGGCUGUUCUUUCCCUAGAAGAUGCUGCCUCUUCCCCUCUUUGCUUUUUACUGCCCUGUCUUUGUCAGUGCUAUGAAAUGACCACAUCCUAUGUACUUUGCUGUAAAUAAAGACGAACAAAAAGUA
This is a messenger RNA of Psammomys obesus (fat sand rat), 4429 nucleotides long. It is a transcript of the gene Uck2, whose product is annotated as uridine-cytidine kinase 2. The coding region runs from base 170 to 955 and encodes 261 amino acids. Gene Ontology annotation, cellular component: cytoplasm; cytosol. Gene Ontology annotation, molecular function: ATP binding; kinase activity. The transcript is spliced from 7 exons. The record is from RefSeq and is a predicted model, not a curated record. Lineage: Eukaryota; Metazoa; Chordata; Mammalia; Rodentia; Muridae.